AUGGGAGUGAAAGGAAGCGACUGCAAUUACAUCGUACUUGCUCACUGCGACUCGUACAAAGCGACAGUAACGCUUGGGCGGCUCAUAAACCAAUCAAUUGAGCACGCCAACCUAAAUAUGAAGUGCAUGUACCUUGGUAAAUGCCGAGUUCGAUGGGCGCAUUGUUUGAUAGCUAGUCGCGAUAUUCAGGCUGGUGAACAGCUAUUGUGGAACUAUGCUGUAAGGGAAAGAGAUCCAAGCAAGCCCAAUUCUCCGAAAAAUUUUCCGUGCAUCUGUCACAAAGCACGCGCAGUAGGAUUGUUGCUGGAAAGUACUCCUGUUGCCGAUCCAGGAGUAGCAUUUGCAAGGAGCAGGCGUACCGUUUUCACUAAUAGAGAUGUGUUUCCGGACCCUGCCAUGUUCUUGGUAAAGGUCGCAUCUCCCUUGGCACAGUUGCUACAAAUAGCGACGGAAGCUGCUUUUAAGCGCAUGGAAUCGGUUGUUCUUAUUCUGUACCAAAAGCAGAAUGAUCCACAACCGCUAGUUAUCCUGUUAGGCGCACGCCAUCUUGAGGAAAGCGGUCAUCGUUACGGUUGCUGCGUAGCCGUCGUAGGCGACGAAAUUUACGCAGUGGAACGUCAGGCGGAAGCCAGAGCGGAUGAAAUGCCGUUGCACUUGAAGCUACUAUCAGCUGGUCCACUUACUCGUCACUUUCCAUUGCCAACAAUAGAGCCGUGGAAUACGAUACGCUGUAAGCCUAAACUUACACAUCAACAAAUCAUUGCAUCUCAAGAUGGAUAA
Cylicocyclus nassatus is the source of this 780-nucleotide messenger RNA. Lineage: Eukaryota; Metazoa; Nematoda; Chromadorea; Rhabditida; Strongylidae. The record is from the annotation of a GenBank genome assembly.